GAAAAAGAUGGCGCCCCGCGCCUAGGGGGCCCCUUCCUGAGCGCCCCGGCCCCUCCCUCCUCCUCCUCCCCCAUCCUCCCUGCGGCGCCCCCGCCCCGCCCCGCCCCCGCCAAGACCCCGACCCCCGGCCCCACGGGCGGACACUCGGCCAGGCAGCCGCGGGCCGAGCGCAGCCGCCUCCGCCGCCGCCGAUGCUCCGGGUGGCCAGACUCCAAGUGGGACCGGCAGACACGCAGCCUCGCGUGUCAGUAGAAGCUGAUGGACAAUCGCGCUCUGGACCCAGGAACUCGGGACUCCUAUGGUGCCGCCAGCCACCACCCCAACAAGGGGGCCCUGGAGAAGGCCAGAAACAACUUCAAAGACCUGAUGUCCAAACUGACAGAGGGCCAGUAUGUGCUGUGCCGGUGGACAGACGGGCUGUAUUACCUUGGGAAGAUCAAGAGGGUCAGCAGUUCUAAGCAAAGCUGCCUUGUGACUUUCGAAGAUAAUUCCAAAUACUGGGUCCUGUGGAAGGACAUACAGCAUGCUGGUGUUCCAGGUGAGGAGCCCAAGUGCAACAUCUGUCUAGGAAAGACAUCGGGGCCUUCGAAUGAGAUCCUCAUCUGUGGCAAGUGUGGCCUGGGUUACCACCAGCAGUGCCAUAUCCCCAUAGCAGGCAGCGCUGGCCAGCCCCUGCUCACACCCUGGUUCUGCCGACGCUGCAUCUUCGCACUGGCUGUGCGGAAAGGCGGCGCGCUGAAGAAGGGGGCCAUCGCCAGGACGCUGCAGGCCGUGAAGAUGGUGCUAUCUUACCAGCCCGAGGAGCUGGAGUGGGACUCGCCCCACAGAACUAACCAGCAGCAAUGCUACUGCUACUGCGGCGGGCCUGGAGAGUGGUACUUGCGGAUGCUGCAGUGUUAUCGGUGCAGACAGUGGUUCCAUGAGGCCUGCACCCAGUGCCUCAAUGAGCCCAUGAUGUUUGGAGAUCGGUUCUACCUGUUCUUCUGUUCCGUGUGUAACCAAGGCCCAGAGUACAUUGAGAGGCUGCCCCUGCGAUGGGUGGAUGUGGUUCAUCUUGCCCUCUACAACCUGGGAGUGCAAAGCAAGAAGAAGUACUUUGACUUCGAAGAGAUUCUGGCCUUUGUCAACCACCACUGGGAGCUCCUGCAGCUUGGCAAGCUCACCAGCACCCCUGUGAUGGACCGAGGACCUCAUCUGCUCAACGCUCUCAACAGUUACAAAAGCCGGUUCCUCUGUGGCAAAGAGAUCAAGAAGAAGAAAUGCAUCUUCCGCCUGCGCAUCCGCGUCCCUCCCAACCCCCCCGGGAAGCUGCUGCCUGACAAGCGGCUGGUACCCAGUGAGAAUGGUGCCUCCUCUGAGCUGCGCAAGAGAGGGAAGAGCAAGUCAGGUUUGUUGCCUCAUGAAUCCCAGCAGCAGAAAAGGCGAGUUUAUAGAAGAAAAAGAUCAAAGUUUUUGCUGGAAGAUGCUAUUCCCAGUAGUGACUUCACUUCGGCCUGGAGCACCAACCACCACCUGGCCAGCAUAUUUGACUUCACACUGGAUGAAAUUCAGAGUUUAAAAAGUGCCAGCUCAGGCCAGACCUUCUUCUCAGAUGUGGACUCCACAUAUGCUGCCAGCACUUCUGGCUCCGCCUCCACCAGCCUCUCCUAUGACUCCAGACGGACAGUGGGCAGCCGCAAGAGGAAGCUGGCAGCCAAAGUAUACAUGCCACUGCAGGCAAAGAGGCGGGCAGCCGAGCUGGGUGGGCACUGCCCCUCAGACGACAGUGCAGAGGGGGCUUCAGGCCCUGACCGGCCAGAUGAAGGCAUCGACAGCCACACGUUCGAGAGCAUCAGCGAAGAUGACUCAUCCUUAUCCCACCUCAAGUCAUCUAUCACCAAUUACUUUGGUGCAGCGGGGCGGUUGGCCUGUGGGGAGAAAUACCAGGUGCUGGCUCGGAGGGUCACACCAGAGGGCAAGGUGCAGUACUUAGUGGAGUGGGAAGGGACCACCCCUUACUGA
Messenger RNA from Elephantulus edwardii (Cape elephant shrew), 2001 nucleotides. RefSeq names its product PHD finger protein 19 (gene PHF19). Gene Ontology annotation, cellular component: nucleus. The record is from RefSeq and is a predicted model, not a curated record. The transcript has 15 exons. Gene Ontology annotation, molecular function: DNA binding; chromatin binding. NCBI's taxonomy places the organism in Eukaryota, Metazoa, Chordata, Mammalia, Macroscelidea, Macroscelididae. The coding region runs from base 259 to 2001 and encodes 580 amino acids. Gene Ontology annotation, biological process: regulation of DNA-templated transcription; chromatin organization.